AUGUCACUAAGUUACUAUGACCAGCAUUUGGCCUGGCAGCAGAGAGUGUAUAAAGAACUAAGCGCAGCGACAAAAUAUCAUACGUAAGUGAUAAUUAGAUUUGAUGAUGAUCAAAAAAUGAAGUCGUAUUCUAACAGCUCUCAUUCGCAUAAAAGAGCUAGAUCGAAGUAUUCGAGAGAAUCUAAAAUUACAACUGAUACAUUGAAAGAGGAGUUAUUCAGAAAUAAAGUAAAUAGAGCUUAGGAAUGCUUUAUAGUGGAUUGGCUAUAUUAAUUGUAUCAUUUUAAAAUUAAAGCUAUUUUGAGGUCAAUUUUAAAAGAUUUCUAUGCAAAAUUGUUUUGGGGAUUGGAAUUUAUUAUUAAUAUAGAAAAUCUUUUAUAAUGGAAAAAUAUGGCUAAUUAAUGAGGCAAAAUAUAUUAAAAAUCCUGGUCUCAUGACUAUCGUGCUACAAAUGUUUACGCUGAAGUGAGAGGAAAAUACGCAAGACCUCCUCCACCUCUAGCAAAACCUCCAUCUGCAAUGUCAAUGCUAAAUCCUCAAGAAAAUAAACUAAUUUCAAGACCUGCUACCGCAGGAAGUUUACGGCCACGUAGCCAACAAAGAGAAUCGGUGAAAAUUCUUCCUCAAGAUGAUUCGCCAAGGAAAAUUGAAGAUGAUAGGAAUAACGGAAAAGGAAAUUUAAGGCCUAAAAGCCAACAAAGAGAAUAUAAACGUUUCAAUGAAGAAACCUCAUCAGUUAAAAAUAAAAUAGACGAGGAUAGAAAAAGUGUCGCCUCUGAUAUAAUUUCUGUUAGAUCCAAAGCAAGAUCAACGAGAAGUUACUCGUCUAAAAGGGGUGAAUCUCCUGAUAAAAGCCCUCUUCAAAAAAGAGAAAAUUAUGAGCAUGUAAAGGAAAAUACCGAUGUUGUUAAUGAAGAAAAAGAAGAGAUAGUAAAUGAGGAAGGAGAAGUAGUAGAAAAUGAAGCUGAAAAUAAAGAAGAAGGAGCUGAGAAAAGUGAGCAGGAUGUCAUAUCAGUUCACUCGUUCGUAACAACAAGUUCGCAAAAGAGAUAUAUUGAAGAGCUAGAAGACUUGCUUAGGCAAGAAAAACUUAGAAGAAUAAGGGCUGAAGAGCAGCUAGAAAAAGUAUCAUCAAGAGCUUCUCAGCGGCGUCAUUAA
Molecule: messenger RNA, 1158 nt
Organism: Blepharisma stoltei
Lineage: Eukaryota; Ciliophora; Heterotrichea; Heterotrichida; Blepharismidae
Source: the annotation of a GenBank genome assembly